GAGCGGCUCCCGCGGGGAUGCACCGGCGGCGCCGCCCGGGGCCGCGGGAUGAACCGGCGGCGCAGCGCGGAACUCCCGGUGGCGGCCGCGGCGCCGGGGGGAAGGAGUUGCCUGGGCGCGGGCCGCGGUGCACCCUGGUUUGUGUUCCGGGCGGAAGCGGCGCGGUGCUGCGUAAGGCGGGUGGGCGCGAUGCCGGAUUACCUGGGAGCCGACCAGAGGAAAACCAAGGAGGAGGAGAAGGAGGACAAACCCAUCCGCGCUCUGGAUGAAGGAGAUAUUGCCUUGCUGAAAACAUACGGGCAGAGCACGUACUCAAGGCAGAUCAAGCAAGUAGAAGAUGAUAUUCAACAACUGCUUAAGAAAAUCAAUGAACUCACUGGAAUCAAGGAAUCCGACACUGGCUUGGCUCCUCCUGCCCUUUGGGAUCUGGCUGCAGAUAAACAAACUCUCCAAAGUGAGCAACCAUUGCAAGUUGCAAGGUGCACAAAGAUCAUCAAUGCAGACUCUGAGGAUCCCAAGUACAUUAUCAAUGUCAAGCAAUUUGCCAAGUUCGUGGUGGAUCUCAGUGACCAGGUGGCACCUACUGACAUAGAAGAAGGCAUGAGAGUUGGGGUGGACAGAAACAAGUACCAAAUCCAUAUCCCCUUGCCUCCAAAGAUUGAUCCCACAGUCACCAUGAUGCAAGUAGAAGAAAAACCUGAUGUCACUUACAGUGAUGUUGGUGGCUGUAAAGAGCAGAUUGAAAAGCUGAGAGAGGUGGUCGAAACCCCUCUGCUUCAUCCUGAAAGAUUUGUGAACCUUGGAAUUGAGCCUCCCAAAGGAGUGCUUCUGUUUGGGCCACCCGGCACAGGCAAAACCCUCUGUGCCCGUGCUGUGGCUAACAGGACUGACGCCUGCUUCAUCAGGGUGAUUGGAUCUGAGCUGGUGCAGAAAUAUGUGGGAGAGGGAGCUCGAAUGGUUCGUGAACUCUUUGAAAUGGCCAGAACUAAAAAAGCUUGCCUUAUAUUCUUUGAUGAGAUUGAUGCCAUUGGAGGUGCUCGUUUUGAUGACGGAGCCGGGGGUGACAACGAGGUGCAGCGCACCAUGCUGGAGCUCAUCAACCAGCUGGAUGGGUUUGACCCCCGGGGAAACAUCAAAGUGCUGAUGGCCACAAACAGACCCGACACUCUGGACCCAGCACUGAUGAGGCCUGGCAGGCUGGACAGGAAAAUAGAGUUCAGCCUGCCUGAUCUUGAGGGGCGAACUCACAUCUUCAAGAUCCACGCUCGUUCGAUGAGUGUGGAGAGGGACAUCAGGUUUGAGCUGCUGGCUCGGCUGUGUCCUAACAGCACAGGCGCAGAGAUCCGCAGUGUCUGCACAGAGGCAGGAAUGUUCGCUAUCCGAGCGCGCCGGAAAAUCGCCACCGAGAAGGACUUCCUGGAGGCAGUGAACAAAGUCAUCAAAUCGUACGCGAAAUUCAGUGCUACUCCCCGCUACAUGACCUACAAUUAAUACCUGGGAAGGUUCUUCCUGUCCCCCCAAAACUUUCUCUGGAACAAAAGUCCAAGAGUAGUGAUUCAUGUUUUGUUCUUGGAAACUAGAAAUAAAUGGAGUGUUCCAAGCAGUA
This is a messenger RNA of Poecile atricapillus (Black-capped chickadee), 1606 nucleotides long. RefSeq names its product 26S proteasome regulatory subunit 7-like. The transcript is spliced from 12 exons. Gene Ontology annotation, biological process: proteasome-mediated ubiquitin-dependent protein catabolic process. The coding region runs from base 49 to 1491 and encodes 480 amino acids. Gene Ontology annotation, molecular function: ATP hydrolysis activity; proteasome-activating activity; ATP binding. The record is from RefSeq and is a predicted model, not a curated record. Lineage: Eukaryota; Metazoa; Chordata; Aves; Passeriformes; Paridae. Gene Ontology annotation, cellular component: proteasome regulatory particle, base subcomplex.